Molecule: messenger RNA, 1828 nt
Organism: Ectocarpus siliculosus
Lineage: Eukaryota; Phaeophyceae; Ectocarpales; Ectocarpaceae
Source: the annotation of a GenBank genome assembly
AUGGCACGGCGUGCGAGCAGCGCCGGGGCGCCUCCCUUGAGGGACUACAGCAUCCAGGAGGAUUGGGUCGCGCGUACGGGUGGAGGCGUCCUGUCUGCAUCGGCCUUCUCCAGGUCGAAGCAGAAGGGGAAAAAGGGAAAGAAGAAAGCGUCGACGGUUGAACGCCAUGAUCAGCAGCAGCGUGAUCAGAUGAAUGAGGAGGAGCCCGAGGAGGAAGAGCAAGAGGCGGAUCUCUCGUCCGUCAGGAGCGCUAAGGCUGCCGAAACGGCUCCUGGGUCGGCAUCUUCGCAGCCGUCGAGCCGCCGGCCAUCACUGCCAGGAUUUUCCAGUAUGGACGACGGUGGCGGCGCCGCCAGCGGUGCCGCGGCCACGGCGUCGCCUGGCGUGACGGCGCCGCGUGCCUCCUCCACUCGAAGGGUGUCGGCGGAGUUCGGCGACAUUUCUUCGUCCGCGCGCCCUGCCGCUGCCUCCAGCUUUGGAGGUGUCAGCCACGGCGACGGCACAGCUUUCACGGUGUCGUCAUCCAUGAAGCCUGAAAACGCCAUGGCUAGCGUCAUGGGUGUUUUGGGCCCAGACGCGGCCCCACGCGUCUUCAUAUACCUCCUGCAAGAGCACAUGGCGGAACAUGUGCAGCUGGUUUUCUCCCCCAUGUUCGGCGGCAGCGCGGAGACCGCGGCGACUCCUGCAGUUCACAGCGGCAGGCAGUCCGGAGGCGCAAACCGAGGUUUUACCGCCGGCAUCUCCGUUGUCUGGAGUCACGCCAUCAUCGGCGACCAACAGCUGAACUUCUCGUUUGGGAUGGGGAGGGCGGACCCUGCCACGAAUCCGUGGUGCCGGAUGUCCUACGGGUUCUGGGAGCCCGGUGGGAUGAAGUGCGCGGCGUUCAUGAUGCUGGAGAGUUUGUCGGACGAAGACAGCGACCAGAGCACGGACGAGAUCCUGAGGGCAGCGUCCCGGGCCGUCAUUGCAUUUGACCCUGCGGUCGUGGCAAAGACCGACGCCCACAGGACGGGAGGGUGGGAUUCCUUGGAGCCGGACGACGUAUGGGGGGGGGGGACUGUCCUGUUCGUUGACAAGGUAGCCCUGCCAAUGGUGGAGGUGGCCAUCGGGCUGAUGAAGGUGAUCAUCGACGACGAGGAGUUGGACAACAUGGCCAUGGCCAUCAAGCGGGUCAGACGCUGGGCCGUGCUCGAGAAGGGCGGGUCGUCCAAUACCGUGUUCCAGAAAGAGUUCUUUCGGCGCGUGUUCCUUUGGGCGCAUGGAGCUAGCCAGAACCUGGAGGGCUGCCUCGACAUCACGAUGGAGACGAUCGGCUGCACCGAUUACGAGGCACUAGCUUGCCCGUACUUGAAGCCGGGUGCACGCAAGGGCCCCGAUGUUGACUCCUGUGACGAGGUGCCCGAGACCCUCGCCCCCGCCAACUCCAUGCUCUCUGAUGGUGACGACGGCUCGGACAGCGACGCCGAGGGUGUGGCCAUGGAGGAGGUUUCGACCUGAUCUUCUCUUUUUUGCCGGCGUUUUGUCAGGCGCGGGUGUCGAUUUCAUGUAGCUCCUUCAUGAUGCCUGACAUGUUUGUUUAAAUUCAGGCGUGCGUCGCCGCGGUUGUAUUGUAUGUAGGUAUUCUGACCGCCCUGGCGAGUUAAAUCAGGCACAAGGUUGUAGUGUUCUCUCUGGUGUGUAUUUUCCGAGGUGUGUCUUGAACGACACAACACACGCCAGAUUUGCAGCAAUGUGGUCUAGAGACCCGGUGCGUCCUGAUGGUACUUGCAGUUUAUCUCUGUAGCGCCACCAUAUAAUCGUAAUCUUGGGUGAAUUAUAUAAUAGUGCA